Molecule: messenger RNA, 3402 nt
Organism: Opisthocomus hoazin
Lineage: Eukaryota; Metazoa; Chordata; Aves; Opisthocomiformes; Opisthocomidae
Source: RefSeq, a predicted model, not a curated record
AUGGCAUGUGACGCAGACCCCUCAGCCUUAGCCAACUAUGUUGUGGCGUUGGUCAAGAAAGACAAACCAGAGAAAGAGCUGAAAGCUUUCUGUGCUGAUCAGCUGGAUGUCUUUCUGCAAAAAGAAACUUCGGGUUUUGUAGAUAAACUUUUUGAAAGUCUGUACACAAAGAGUUAUCUUCCCUCUCUUGAACCCACAAAAGUGGAAGCGAAGCCUGCAGGUCAGGAAAAAGAAGAAACCAAGGAAGAGUUGCCGCUUAAACAGAAUUUUCAAGAAUCAGUUGAAGAAGAGCGGGAUGGCAGGAAAAAGAAGUAUUCCAGUCCGCAGAGAAGCCGUGCAGAUUCCAGUGAACAAAGAACCAGAGAGAAAAAGAGAGACGAUGGAAAAUGGAGGGACUAUGACCGAUACUACGACAGGAGUGACUUGUACAGAGAGAAGUCUGGCUGGCGACGUGGCAGAAGUAAAAGUCGUAGUAAAAGCAGAGGGUUAAGUCGAAGUCGUAGCCGCAGUAGGGGUAGGAGCAAAGACCGUGAUACAAGCCGAAGUGUUGAGCACCGAGAGAGAUCAAAAUUCAAGACUGAAAGAAAUGAUGUUGAAGGCUCAUAUAAUCCAGUGUCCGUGUCUCCCAGUAAAUCUACUGAACAGUAUUCCUCUGCACAAUCUAUUCCCAGUGCUGUCACUGUAAUUGCACCUGCGCACCAUCUUGAAAACACAACAGAGAGCUGGUCAAAUUACUAUAACAAUCAUAGCAAUCCCAGUUCAUUUGGCAGAAACCCUCCUCCUAAGAGAAGAUGUCGAGAUUAUGAUGAGCGAGGAUUUUGCGUGCUUGGUGAUCUUUGCCAGUUUGACCAUGGAAACGAUCCUUUAGUAGUAGAUGAAGUUUCCUUGCCAAGUAUGAUUCCUUUUCCCCCACCACCUCCGGGAAUUCCUCCUCCUCCUGGCAUGCUUCUGCCCCCUAUGCCAGCUCCAGCUCGCAGUAUGAGGUUGCCAGUUCCACAAGCUCAUACGCAGGCCCCACCUCCUGUUGUGCUGCCUGUACCAAGACCGCCUUUAACACAGUCGAGUCUGAUAAAUAAUCGUGACCAGCCUGGGACAAGUGCAGUGCCCAGUCUUGCACCCGUAGGAGCAAGACUACCUCCUCCUUUACCCCAGAACCUACUGUAUACAGUAUCAGAACAUACAUAUGAGCCAGAUGGCUAUAACCCUGAAGCUCCUAGUAUUACCAGUGCUGGUAGAUCUCAAUAUCGACAGUUCUUUACAAGAGCACAAACGCAGCGUCCAAAUCUAAUUGGCCUAACAUCUGGGGAGAUGGAUACAAAUCCAAGAGCUGCCAAUAUUAUCAUCCAGACUGAACCUCCCAUUCCCAUUACAAAUAACAGCAGCAAUGUAACGAGAGUUGUCCUUGAACCAGACAGCAGGAAGAGAUCUCCAAGUAGCAUGGAAUGUCCACCAUUAAAGAAACCAUGGCUGGGAAAGCAAGCAAAUAACAGCCAGAGUAAGCCAGGAUUUUUGAAAAAGAAUCAGUAUACUAAUACAAAAUUAGAAGUUCGAAAAAUCCCACCAGAAUUGAACAAUAUAACACAGCUCAACGAACAUUUCAGCAAGUUUGGAACUAUUGUAAACAUUCAGGUUGCUUUCCAGAAUGAUCCUGAAGCUGCUCUAAUUCAGUACCUAACUAACGACGAGGCUAGGAAGGCAAUUUCCAGCACAGAGGCGGUUCUGAACAAUCGGUUUAUAAGGGUACUGUGGCACAGAGAAAGUGAACAGCAGCCCCCACUGCUGCAGCAACAGCAGCAGCAGACACCCACGCAGUCUCUUCAUCACCAACUUCACCUUCAGCAGCAAGCCCUGACCACAACUCCAGCUGUAACAAUGCAUAGCAACCUGUCAAAGGUGAUGAAUAAACCACUGGCAUCUGGUGCCUAUGUCCUUAAUAAAGUCCCAGUGAAACGUCGCCUUGGAGCAGCAGGUGGAAACCAGCCUGACGUAAGCCAGUCUGGGGCUGUGGUAGAGGAUGCUCAGACAUUUCCUACUUCUGCAAGCCACUCAAAAAUGGUUUACAGUUCUUCAAACUUAAAAGCAUCCAUGAAGCCUGGUGCAGGGUCUAAACCUCACGAUGUGCAAGAAGCCCUUAAAAAAAAGCAGGAGGCAAUGAAACUCCAACAAGACAUGAGAAAAAAGAAGCAGGAGAUGUUAGAAAAACAAAUAGAAUGCCAGAAGAUGUUGAUAUCCAAGCUGGAGAAAAAUAAGGCCAUGAAACCAGAAGAGAGAGCGGAGAUAAUGAAGACCUUGAAAGAACUAACAGGAAAAAUAUCUCAGUUAAAGGAUGAAUUAAAAACUUCAUCUACAACCUCUACACCAUCGAAGUUAAAGUCCAAGACAGAGGCACAAAAGGAACUUUUAGAUGCAGAACUGGACUUCCAUAAGAGGCUUUCUUCUGGGGAAGACACAACUGAAUUGCGGAAAAAGCUGAGUCAGUUACAAGUAGAAGCUGCCCGUUUGGGCAUUUUGCCUGUUGGUCGAGGGAAGACAGUGCCAGCCCAAGGAAGAGGACGAGGACGGGGUCGCGGUGGGAGAGGAAGGGGCAUGUUGAAUCAUAUGGUGGUGGAUCAUCGUCCCAAAGCACUAACAGUUGGAGGCUUCGUUGAAGAGGAAAAAGAUGAAUUGUUACAGCACUUCUCUAAAUUUGGAGAUAUUGAAGACCUUCAAGAAGAGGAUUCCCCGUUAAGUGUUGUUCUCACUUUUAAAUCUCGCUCAGAAGCUGAGAAUGCUGCUAACCAAGGAUCCCGGUUCAAAGACCGAAGGCUACAGAUAUCAUGGUACAAACCUAAGGUACCCUCUGUGUCCACAGAAAUUGAGGAAGAGGAGUCUAAGGAAGAGGAGACUGAAACCUCAGAUUUAUUUUUGCACGAAGAUGAUGAUGAUGAUGAUGAAGAUGAGGAUGAAUCCCGUUCUUGGAGAAGAUGAAAUUUGAUGUUGGAAAUGUAUACUUUUAGGAAUAUAGUUCAAGCUACAUCUUUUAAACAUUUAUUUAAGGAAGUUGAUGAGCCAAAAAACACUUUACGUUCUUUUCAAACCACAAGAUUUAAAGUGAGCAAAGUUUGUUAUAAAAACAUUUCGGACAUAGAGCUGUGCUACUAAGCUAGCCAAAGGCCCAGUAACAUUUUACACGAUUAUCACGCCCACCAGGGUGGCGAUUUUUUUCAAUUCAAGAAGGAUAAAAAAAGAGAGGGGAGAAAAAAUAGUGUUUUCUUGUCCUCUUUUCGUGUCACCUGUAUUACCUUGUUUUGGGUUUUUUAUAAUGUGAUUGAUUUGUUAGUUUGUAAUUGAAAAGAUAUUACAGGUUUUAUUUAGCAAUAUUAUGGGGCUGGGGGGAAGACAAACUUUCAUUAAAUGUUAUGA